CUGCUCCUCGACUUUCGAGGAAACAUCUCCAUAUAUAGCUCACAUAUCAUCUACCUCUCUCAACUCUCUAGUUUACCACAACUGGUGCUACUGCUGAGCAAGUGAAUAAGCUACCAUAUCCACCAAGUAUAACGGAAAAUAAGCAUCCAUCCGUCCCCCAAAACUCAUAUUUUUAGCAGAGAUAUCAUCUCUCUAUCUCUCUCUCUCUCUCUCAUAUAGCACAACUAGUACUAGUACUACCGGUGGUGGCCAAAGUACUGAAGAAGAAUUGCCACAAAGUGUAGCAGCAGAAAACAACCGUUCGUGAUCACCCGUUGUUUCAGUAUUUUGUUUCAGAUCGAGAUAGUUCGCCCGCAGUAGCAAUGGCCCCUAGACUUUCAUUCUCGGUCUUUGCCAUCGCAUUGCUUCUUGUAGGAGCUUCGGUUUUUGCUAAGCAAGAGCAGAUAAAUUCAAUUUCGUUCAGUUAUGUCGGCACGACUGGCCCAGGACACUGGGGAAACUUGAACCCAAAUUACACGACCUGCUCACACGGGAAAUGGCAAUCUCCGGUAAACAUUGUGAGGGACAAGGUUGUCCGUAAUAAAAAAUUGAAGCCCUUGACCAGAGAUUACGCUGCUGCCAAUGCCACACUGGUCGACAAUGGCUUUAACAUUGCGAUAAGAUUUGAGGGACACGUGGGAGUGUUGGUUGCAGACGGGAAGAACUUCACCUUCAAACAAAUGCACUGGCAUUCUCCUUCUGAGCAUCAGAUUGAUGGAAAAAGAUUUCCAGUGGAGAUGCACUUGGUCCACCAGGCAGAUGACGGCAGCUUCGCAGUUGUGUCAGCACUCUACCGUUAUGGUGAUCCCGAUCCUUUUAUUUCUAAGAUAAAGAGCAAGAUGGAUGAACUAGCCAAGGAAGAGCGUGAGGGGCAUGAAGAGGCACAAAUCCCGCUUGGAGUCAUGAAGACCAAGUACUUGAGUCGAAACACGCGCAAGUAUUACAGAUACUUUGGUUCCCUCACCACUCCACCGUGCACCGAGAAGAUCAUGUGGAACAUUGUCGGCAAGGUGAAAUCAGUCUCCAAGGAUCAAGUAAAGGCUCUCAAAGCACCAUUGGUUUCAAGUUGCAAGAACAACUCCAGGCCUGUACAGCCACUGAAUGGGCGUCAUAUUGAGGUAUAUCAUGAUGAUGAGCUUCGCGGCAACUGAUUAGUUUUAACUUUCUCUUCACCGCUGAAUUAUAAGAGUUGCUUUUAUGUAUGUUUUUGGCUCAUGUGUGAACAUUUUAUGACCUAAAACUUAAUUAUGCUCAGCUUGUUUCAAUGCAUUUCUUAACCAAUUCAUCCGA
Messenger RNA from Juglans regia (Persian walnut), 1329 nucleotides. Its product is annotated as alpha carbonic anhydrase 1, chloroplastic. Lineage: Eukaryota; Viridiplantae; Streptophyta; Magnoliopsida; Fagales; Juglandaceae. Gene Ontology annotation, molecular function: carbonate dehydratase activity; zinc ion binding. The record is from RefSeq and is a predicted model, not a curated record. Bases 363 to 1190 code for a protein of 275 amino acids. The transcript has 6 exons.